Messenger RNA from Naegleria lovaniensis, 2040 nucleotides. RefSeq lists its product as uncharacterized. Lineage: Eukaryota; Heterolobosea; Eutetramitea; Acrasida; Naegleriidae. Bases 1 to 2040 code for a protein of 679 amino acids. Gene Ontology annotation, cellular component: membrane. The transcript has 9 exons. Gene Ontology annotation, molecular function: NAADP-sensitive calcium-release channel activity. The record is from RefSeq and is a predicted model, not a curated record.
AUGUCUACCAACAACAACAGCCUUCAAGUUUCCUUGCUACAUGACUCUGAUGAUGAAAGCGCAAAUUUAAAUAACAAUAAUAGACACAGUAUCAAUAGCAUUCAAGAUGAUAAUUUGCCAUCAAACACUCGUGUAAUUGUAGAGACUCCAACAUUCUUCACACGUUCCUAUCGAUUUUUGAAGCAAACCGUUCUUCCUCAAGAUAUUGGAGAAGAUGAUGCUAUCCAACUAUCACUGAUUCAAAAGUUUUUGAAGUACCGAGUCUUUCCAACUAAAAUGAUUAUUGACAUUCUUCAAGUGAUUUUAGUAAUGUUAUUUGUUGCUUUCUAUGUUUCCGAGUUCAAGAAUUACAAAACGGAUAUUUCAACCUCAUUCGCAAAUUUCUUCAUGCCAGCUGGAUUUGAAGGAAUUAAGGAAAAUGACGAUGGUUUUUAUACAAGUUAUAUUUACAAUGUUGAUGAUUUACAAAAGAGCAUCCAAUCGAUCGUGUUGAAAUACUAUUCCAUUCAAGAUAAUUCUGUGAGCGUGGUUAUUCCCACAGGGCAAGAUAUUGUUAAAUUGCAUGUACAAAUGCUCAAGGAAAACCCCCGUCAACUCUUGUCCAAUGAAACAGUGUACGACUCAGACCCUUCCAUAGUAGACUGGAGAUUUAUAGCAAGGAGUGACAUUUCUUCAGUUCUUUUUUCUGACUCUGUUUCAGUUUAUGAAAAUUUAACACAGGAUGAUCCAUUAGGAACGUUGUUUAAUGUAACAGGAGACGAGUUGAAAUAUGUUGUGGAUAGAAUCCAGUAUAUAGAACUAUUUUUCAAGAUAAUUACUCUUGAUACAAGCUUGCCAGGUUAUCCAAGUUGUUACAAAUGGACUGUUCAGUUCUUUUACAAAUUUAUUGGAGGUGGGAGAGUAGAUUUGCAAUUGAACAGAAAUUAUGAAAAUUGUGUUGCAAAUGAUUCUGAUUUUUACACUUCAAUUUUUAAGCGACCCAGAGGCUAUGUGGGCCUCUUUCUAUGCUUGGUAUCUGCUCUUUCCUUGGGGUUCUAUUCCAAAUCUUUAAUAACCAGAGUACGAGUGUUCUACAAACGUAGAAAAACGAACAAGAUGCUUAGAUUUGCGACGUUAUUGUCUGAAUAUUUGGGAUUUUCUCUUUUCGUAGCGUUUCUCAAGGACACCCUACUAAUUCUUGGCUUUCUUGCCAUGAUCAUCAAAACAGUCACAAAUGAAACGAUGGACGUUUUUUCCCAGACAUGUCUUGGAGUUGGAUCAUUCUGUUCACUUAUUAACUUGACCAAGUAUUUUAACUAUCAAGCCAAGUUCUAUUUAGUCGCAAGAGCCUUUACCAAAUCAAUUCCAACUGUUCUGAGAUAUGUUGGAAGUAUUUCUCCAAUAUUUGCAGGCUUUGUUUGUUGUGGCGUUAUGUGGUUCGGUUUUUACUCUAAUUACUUUAAAGAUGUUGAUGGAACCAUGGUCACAUUAUAUAGUGCAAUGCAUGGUGACAAUUUGAGAAUUGUUUUCGAAAAGAUAUUUGCAUUUAGUUUAUUCCACAAAGUGCUAGGAAGAAUGUACACCUUAAUUUUCUUAUUAUUAUUUAUUUGCGCUAUUGUAAAUAUUUUCUUAUCUAUUGUACAGGAAUCGUAUUCAAAUGUGUUAAUGAAAAUUACAGAAGCAGGAGGUGAAAAUGAAGCAGUGACAAUUAUCAAACAAAAGGAAGCAAAAUUGGAUAAUCUCACAAGCCAGACCUAUCUCAAUCUCAAGAACAUGUCUGACAAAUCAGAAAAAGGACAGAGCGGCGAUGACGAUGAUGAUGACGAAGCAGACAAUGAUAGCAAUUUAUUGCCUGUCAACCUUCUUUUCUCUCCUCGGCCAGCAACUUCAACCGUGUCCUCAGAUGACAAGGGCGAAACGCUAUUUAUCAACUCUCUCAAAAAAGCAAUCUAUGUCAAGCUCGAGCAUGAAUAUUUGGGUCACAUUCCCACCAAACAAUUGGACAACUUGAAAGAUCUUAUCAAUCAAUCCAACGUCUUGAUUUCUAAGUUUGCAAAAUAG